Microplitis demolitor is the source of this 1135-nucleotide messenger RNA. RefSeq names its product 3-hydroxyacyl-CoA dehydrogenase type-2 (gene scu). The coding region runs from base 156 to 929 and encodes 257 amino acids. Lineage: Eukaryota; Metazoa; Arthropoda; Insecta; Hymenoptera; Braconidae. Gene Ontology annotation, molecular function: estradiol 17-beta-dehydrogenase [NAD(P)+] activity. The transcript is spliced from 3 exons. Gene Ontology annotation, cellular component: mitochondrion. The record is from RefSeq and is a predicted model, not a curated record. Gene Ontology annotation, biological process: fatty acid metabolic process; estrogen metabolic process; androgen metabolic process.
AUUAUUAAAAUAAUAAUCACAAUAAAUUAAAGAGCCAACAGUUAUCAUAUUGUAUCGGUUCACUGCAGUUCAAAUAAAUUAAUCGUUCAUCGAACACACCGGUUUAUAAGUAAACCGUCUCCAUUUGUACAGAAAUCAGCUUAAAAAACACCAAGAUGAUGAAGGGAUUAGUUGCACUGGUAACUGGAGGAGCCUCAGGAUUGGGACGAGGAACUGUCGAAAGAUUUGCAAAGCAGGGUGCUAGAAUCAUUGCCGCGGAUUUAAAGUCAUCACAAGAGCAAGGUGAAGACUUAGUGAAAUCACUAGGUCCAGAUGUUAUUUUUACUCCAAUGGAUGUGACAUCAACAGAAGACGUUGAAAAAGCUCUUGAAUUAACAAAAAAAUCAUUUGGUAAAUUGGAUGUCCUGGUAAAUUGCGCGGGAAUAGCGUCAGCAUUCAAAGUUUACAACUUUAAUAAAAAAGUUCCACAUGAAUUGGACACUUUUGCACGAGUUCUUCAUGUCAACACCACCGGUACAUUUAAUGUGAUAAGACUUUCAGUAGGACUGAUGGGAGACAAUACUCCAAACGCCGAUGGACAACGUGGUGUGAUCAUAAAUACUGCCAGUGUCGCUGCUUUCGACGGACAAGUCGGCCAGGCCGCGUACUCUGCGAGCAAAGGCGCCAUCGUGGGUAUGACUCUUCCGUUGGCUCGCGAUCUCUCUACUCAUGGAAUCCGCGUCUGCACGAUAGCUCCCGGUUUAUUCGACACUCCGCUUCUGAAGUCUCUCCCUGAGAAAGUGAGAAAUUUUUUGGCUAAAAGUAUUCCGUUUCCGCAGCGUCUUGGUAACCCAGAAGAGUUCGCGCAAUUGGCCCAGGCCAUUGUCGAGAACCCGUUGUUGAAUGGGGAAACUAUUCGUCUGGACGGCGCUCUUCGUAUGCAGCCUUAAGUCACUAUCAAGAGGACACUUGAGUUAUUCAAGAUUUUAUAGUUCAUUUUUAUUAAUUAAAUAAAUUUGAUUAAUAGAAAGUUAACUUGAGAGUCGGAAUACUUAAAUUUAUAUGAAAUGUUUUUUAUAUCUUUUAUAUGAAUUUUUAUUGAGGAACUUAUAAAUGUUGAUAUAUAUUUUAAGUAAUAAAAAAAAAUGCAUUUGGA